UUGGCGCCAGCUAUUUCGCGGGGCGACAGGACAACAAGGCGCAUUGCAAUUUCGAACUCAAGCAAAGGCCGAGUGUUGUUCAACAUAACAGGCCGAAGUGCAGCAGUCCAAUCGCCGACACUUCGAAGUGGUCGGCCGGCCUUAUUGCUGCUAGUGUCUGGGCGUCAUUUCUGCGGCGAAGGUCGCCUUUGCGUCUGGAGCCCGAGCGAGCAGCGCUUCCGUGCUGCGCGUGUGGCUUGACUUUGGUUGACUCCUUAUGACUUCGUUUACAGCGCUGGAUCUCGUGAAGGAAUCUUCACGUUGAAUUGAGAGGCCGGGUUUUGGCGAGUAACGAUGAUGGCGUCGGCGGAGCCUCCGAGCACCUUCAGCAUCGUCCCCCUGCUGGAGUGUCUGGAGGACAGCACCGCUGGACGCUCUGAGCAGACCGACGCCUACCUCACCAUCGCCAAUCGGCUCAGUGGAGAAAACGGCCGCCAGUUUCUUCCUGCUGUCACAAAGCACUUUUCCUGCUUGGGUAGCGCCAUCCUGAUUCAUGUAUUCAGUCCGCAUGCUGAGCUGAGCCAAGCAGCCCUACAAGCUCUGGGCUUUUGUGUCUACCAUUCACAUGUUGUCUCUGGAGUGUCAGAAACUUUAACCGCAGAAAUCCUGUCCGCGCUUUGCUCCGUGGUGUCCAAGUCUAUGGAAAAGAAUACCUGCACCAGAGCCUUGUGGGUCAUCUCUAAACAGAGCUUCCCCGCCGACAUGGUGGGCAAGAAGGUGGCGUCCAUACUGAGCACGCUGGAGAGGGUUUGGAGCAAAGGCGAAGUUCCGUCUGUCGUCAUGGAGCAUGAGGCCGUAAAUGUCAUCGUCAGGCUGCUGGAGCAGGUUCCAGCUCAGAUGGGCGAGUGGGCUGUGUGCUGGGCCAAGCUCGUCAUCCCCCUGGUGGUGCACUCAGCCUCCAAGGUGCGCCUGCGGGCGGCCGCUGCCAUGGAGAUGGGCCUGCCUUUGUUGCUGCAAAAACAGAUGGAAGUGGCUGCCAUCAUUGAGCCCUUGAUGUCCACGAAACUGAUUCCAGAGCUGCAGAAGCUUUUCAUGUCCAAAAAUGAAAUGAACGUCCUCAAGCUCUGGCCAUUAUUUGUCAAACUACUUGGGAAGCUGCUCCACCGGGGAGGGCCCUUUAUCAACUCGCUGCUCCAUCUGGAGGAGCUCGGCUUUCGUAGCUCCUCUCCCACUGUCAAGAAAAUCGCCUUUAUCGCCUGGAAGAGUUUGAUUGACAACUUUGCUCUCAAUCCAGACAUCCUUUGCAGUGCAAAGCGCAUGAAACUUCUCAUGCAGCCCCUCAUGUCAAUCAAUAUCCGGACGGAGGCGCUAUUGCUCACCAAGGUGGAGGUGUGGUGGUAUCUAGUGGUCCAACUCGGGCCCAACCUGUCGCCACACUUCGAUCUGGUGUCACUCCCGUUGCUACAGUGCACCAUUGGAUCUGAAGCUGUCUCAGCCCCCGCCACCCCUGCCAGAGGUCAAAAUGGCAUUGCAACACCAAGCACACCUAAAACCACAGGCCCACUGAGCGUUAACAGCCUGACACCCAACACGUCACGAAUUAACUUGAACUCCAGCAUGCAGCUCCCCUCCUCCUUCCCCUCCAUCAAGUUGCUGGGCCUGGAAAUGCUGCUGCACUACUUUCUGGGGCCUCAGGUGGUCGCCACAGCGACUAAGAGCAAGCUGGUCCUUACUCUCGAGCCUUUGAAGCAUCCUCUGUUGAAUGCUGCCUCCUCCUUCAGCAAACACGCUGCUGUACUUAUCUCCAACAUCAAAGACGGCUUCAACAACGUCGGCAAGGAGGCGCCAGAUGCCCUUUUGGCACUUUUAUGGGAUCAUCUUGUACAUUUUGUCUCACUGACCAUUGAGUCUGGAAGUAAGAAGGAUCGGCACGGCUGUGACGUUCUGACACUGACACUUCAAGCCCUGCAGAACGUGGUCUGCUCGGAAUCUCUUCCUGCAGACAAAGUGCUGGUUCUCUUCGAAAGCACCGUCAAAGGCAUCUCUCCGCGCGUUCUCGGCUCUGCCUCCUACCAAGUGGGCAAGAUGGAUGUGCUGAAUGGAACGCCAGCACUCUUCCUCAUUCUGCUCCUCUUCGACAGCAGCAUGCUGACGGCCUACAUCGAAGACGCCAGGUUUUAUCAGUGCCUUCAGACGCUGGUGGGCUGCAGCCUGUCGGGCCCCACCUCCCCGCUGGCAUUCGCCGAGGCCGUGUUGGGAGCGGUUGGCCGCAGCGCCCCCUCUGUGCACAACAAGGAGCACCUGCUAAGGAUGUGGAGUGUCGUAGUCGCCCCGCUCACAGACACGAUCACGCAGUCUAAUGAGGUCAACCAAGGGGACGCCUUGGAGCACAACUUCAAUGCCAUGCACUCAGCCCUGAUGUUCCCUGUCAAUCACCUGUUGGGUGGCUCGCCUCAGCAGCAGGCAGCCCAGAAGUCCAUGUUGUCUACUUGGUCCAAAUUGUACAAGGUGUUCGCACGCUGUUCGGCUCUGGUGGUUACUGCCGAGGAGAAUAUCUGCUGCGAGGAGCUGUGUGUCAAAAUGGCAGCCACGGUGGAUCGGAAUGCUCUUACAGUUCCAUUGACGUUGACAGCUUUUGCCUGCAUCCUUCAAGUCAUGGUGGAAUGUGUGGACUUCUCUCCCUACACGCCACAGUUCCAGCAGAAACUCAAGUCUCCACACACUCCAGUAAACUGGACCAGGAAGAGAAACAAGGCCCUUGGGAACCUGUCCACCUUCCAGUCUCUGUUGGUUCAGUGUCUGGAUGUUUACCUGGCAGGGGAGGAGAUUCCUUCAGAGGCCACAGGCGUGGCGCUGCUUUCUGUCUUGUCUACCAACUUUACCAACCUGGUGCUAGCUAACGCUAUAAAGGAGGUUCUGACCUCCCUAAUGCCACAUCUCUCAGGCCUCUACAAACAAGCAGCCUGCGAGCCGCCUAGAUUUACGACGGCGAUUCUUGCCAAGAUGGAGAAGCUUCUGGGUGAAGUCUUUUGCUGCAUUCAGAGCUGCACCACGUUGGCCAAUGACAAUGACCUCCUGGCUCUGCUUUCGCCGCUGCUCUGUGUGCUGUUCCCACACAAGAACAAGCAGUACCGCACAGCUGUCACCAACUUCUGGAAUUCCACCUUCGCCAAAACAGUCGGCCUGAUCUACCCGGAUGAGCUAAGACCAGUUCUGAGCCAAGUGAAGCAAAAGACUCCCAUCAUUCUUCCUGGCUUUGAAGCUGUCAGUGUUGCUGAUGAGCUCAGUGGACAGUAUUCCAGUGAGAGUUCCCAGUUAGAAACCAAACUCAGUGGUGUGAUAGUUGCCUCUACUGGAAAGAGGGACUCUCUGCUGCUGAAGACGGCUGAGCUGAAUGACCCAAGCUCCUCGAGGAUUUCUAAACUGGUUUCUACAAAACUGGACUUUGGUUCCCCCAAACUUCCCCGCAGGGAGAUACUGGAGGAAGAAGCCUCUGUUGACUUUGUGUUCAUUCCACCUGAAGCAAAGGAGAGAGUUUUAACAGAACACCAGAAGGAGGUUAAAAGGACUAAAAGGGUAGACAUACCUGCCAUGUACAACAACCUGGAUGCCUCUUUGGAUACUACAGUUUUCACACAGUACACACAAAGCCAAGAAGACACUCUGAGAAAAAUAACAAUUGAAGAACCUGACAAAGUUGCCCCAGAGGUUCCAGUCGAGAUUCCUCAGGAGCCUCUGUCAAAUGAGGUUGCUGAUAUUCACACACAGAAGACUCAAGAUUUUCCAAGCAUGAAAGCCUUAGGAAAUGAGUCAGCGAAAGAAGAGCAGGAAAUUGUACCAGAGUCAAGCCCAAAAGCCUUAGAAAAGGAGUUGGCGAAGGAAGAGCAGGAAAUUAUACCAGAGUCAACCAGUGUUUCAAUGGAGGAAGAUGCCAGAAGCAACGGCAGUGUAGAAAACAUGGAUGCACAAGCUGAAAAAAACAUCAGUCCUAACAUGUCAAGCUCUUCAGAUUUAGUCUCUGGAACGCCCCAAAAGUCCAGUGGUGGCAGCCGCCGUCAAUCCUUCAUUACAUUGGAGAAAUAUACUGAGGGAAAGCAUGCAAGCCCCAGCACUACGUCAUCGUUCACAGGUCCCCUCGUUAAGACCUCUGGUAGCCAGGACCUAAACACCCCCUCCCCUGAGACUUCCCAAGAACCCAUUGAUCAAAAUUCUGAGCUGUCCUCGCAGGAACUAUCAAAGUGUCAAGUGAACAACCUCCAAGAAUCACCGCGAAGGCCCAAAAUGCACAGUGACUGGAAUGUUGAGCCGUUAAGGCUGACUGAAAGGCUUACGAGUAAUGAAAGAGAAGAUGAUGAUGUCAUCCCAGACACACAGACUGAAGAUGUGGUCCUGGACAAUACCACACUGACUUCCACAUCAGAGGACGUGAGAAGCUCAGAUCCAGAGGGAUACUCUCAAGAGACUAUGGAUGUUUCGCAGUCGUCUGAGAGUUUGACUUCUCCAGGUGAGCGGAGACACCGCAAACAAGCCAAACAUAUACUCCGAGGAGAAAGUCCAGUUGAUUCAAGCACACCACAGAACAGACCAAAUACGAGAAGCAAGGUGGCCAGUGAAGAGGACAGUGGUAGAAUACGACUGAGGUCUCAGCGUGACAGUCGUCACUCAAGUCAAACUAAGCCUCAAGUUCGAUCACACAGGAAGGUCAAGCUGUACAGCAGCUCAGAGGGUUUCCUCCAUGAAUCUGAAAACAAAAGGAGAAGCACCAGAUCGCAAGAGUCAAGUCAAACGGACCUGCUGUCUGAAUCUGAAAGCCAGUCACAGCCAAAGCGCGGCCGACCUAGAAAAUCCUUGCCGGAGACCAGGGAAGAUCCUAUGAAGCCUAAGAAAACAUCUAGUCAAACGGACUUAAAAUCAGACGCCCAGUCCGAUUCUGAAAACCACUCUCAGCAAAGGCGCAGCUGGCCUACCAAAUCCAGACAGGAGGACAAGAACCCAAAGACUGUAUCUGAAACAAUGGCCAGUCAAUAUCAGCCGAAAUCAGACACUCACUCUGAUUUUGAAAGCCAGUCACGGCGAAAACAAGGUCGACCUCCCAAAUCCUUAUUGAAGCAUAAAGAAGAAUUUCUUAAGUAUCCAGAACAGCCUGAGAAACUGUCCAGUCAAGCGGACAUAUAUCCAGACACUCAAGCUGAUUCUGAAGGUAACUCGCCGCAAAAUGGCACCCAGUGUACCAGUUGCUUACAGGACCCCAGUGGGGGUGAUCUUAAACCUGACUUGUUGUCUAAGAAAAUGCCCAGUCAAACAGACUUAAAUCAAUCAGACACUUGGGCUGAUUCUGAAAGCCAGUCACAGCAAAAUAGUGGCCGACUCUCCAGAUCCUUAUGGGAGUCUAAAGAGGAGGGUCUUAAGAUGUCUGAAAAAAUGUCCAGUCAAACAGACACUCCGAAACCAAAGGGACAACAUGACCUGCCUCCAAAAUCCUUUGAGGCCAAGGAGGCGGAGUUUAUGAGUCCAGAGAUUACAUCUGGGAAAGUAUCCAGUAAAAUAGACUUGCAAUCAGACACUCAGUAUGAUACUGAAAAUCAGACACAACGAAGGAGUAGCAGAACUUCCAAAUCCCUAUCAGAAUCUGAGGAGGUUCUUAAGCCAGAACCGAUGUCCAGUCAGACAGACACACAAUCGGACACCGGGUCAGAUACUGCAACCCAGACCCAGCGAAAACGUGGCAGACCUUCAAAAUUGAGGCACAUUAUGGAGGGAAGUCAUUCCCAUGCACAGGGUUUGUAUAAACCUGGAGAACCAAUCCAAACUGCUUUGCUUCAGCUACCUGAGCAAAUAAUAAAGGAUGAAAAUAAGUCAGGUUCUGAAAUAGCCUCGAUCUCAUCCAAAACUCAUGGCCAAUCGCAAGAAAUUGAAGUUAUAGAACAGAGCAAAAAAGAGGAAAAAAAGUCUCAGAUUAUUUUAACUAGAGAUGCAUUCCAACAUGGAAUAAGCACACCAGGUUGCAUGCUUAGCAAACCGGAGGACAUAGAAAAAGAUGAGCCUGAAACUCGUCAAAAGUCACAAGAGCUCAUGCAAAAAGCCACUGAUAGUCAGCCUCUCCAAAGACGUAGACGAAGUAAGACAUCUUCAGAGGCAGCAGAGGAUAAGAGUGAACCAAAGGUCUUGUCCAGAAAGCAGAGUAAGUCUCAUUCUCAAGAAAAUAGUCCAGCAGAGGCCAGAGAAGGCAGUCGUACAAGAAGGAGCAACAUAGAUGAUCAGUGUUGUCCUACUUCCGCUCCAGAAAACGCUCAGUCUUUAGAUGUCGCAGUAUCCACAGAGUCUUCUCAAGGCAGGAAAUCAAGACGAAUAUCUUCCAAAGUGUUGACAGCCAACACACAGUCAUUAGAAUCUGAAUUGUCAGAGGCCAGAGAAAAAUGUUCCCAGCCUGCAAAGAGACGGAAAUCCCAGGGGAAAUCACUAAGUCCUCUCACUGGCAAGUCUGACAACAUUGACUGUUUUGUUACAAAGAAGGAUUUGGUGGCUCUAGAAAUGUCAGAACCCUCUCAAUUACAGGAGGAUUUCCCCAAAAGCCAAGAUUCCAUAGUUUUUGAACCACCGCAGAAGUCUGACAACUGCAAAGAAAGACAAAUGGAUGUCGCCACUCCUGGAGCACUGGAGCCUGUUCAAGAAAAACCUGAGCCUGAAAUUGCAAAGAACCAGAUCUCUCUCAGCUUGUCACCGAGCAAGAAGCAGGACAGGAAACAAAUCUCUCAAACUAAAGCAAACUCUCCUUCACAAGAUAGUGACACCGGAGACUUGGACUUAUCUGAAAUGUUGGAAUCAGAAGGGACCAUUGCUGAGCAGAGUCAGGAGGUCUUGUCCUCUGAGGCAUUUGCUGUAGACCCACUGACUCCCCCCGAGGUGGCAGAAGAGAAGCUGCAGCCCUCGGAGUCCUCAUCGGAGGAGACUACACCGAUAGUAGAAGAGUGUAAUGCUGUCAACGAAGAAGACACAGUUGUUCCAAUGAAGGAAACCCAGAGUUCAGGUUCAGAGUGUUCAAGCGUAGUAAAUGAGCUUACAAAGGCUGCGGAACUUUCUUCCGCCAAUAUCGAGGAUAAAUCACACCAGGUCUUACAAGACUUUAUACUUCUGCAUAAGUGCGUUAAAACUGAGAAUAUACCUUUAAGGGAAUGCCAGGGUGAAGAUAAAACCCAGAUGCCGAACACGGACGACGAUCCAGAAGCUGCUCAAAGUGAUGUUUGUACCACCGAAUCCACAAUGACGGCUAUCUCCCAGGAUUCUCCGACAAAGCUGAAAGACUUGGAGGCUGAGUUGAUGCCAGACAUGGUCCACAGCCCGGGCAAUAACAGGACCAAAGGAACCUGGUCGCUUUCAGCCUCUCCCUCAACUAGCAUCCUCAAAAAAUGCCAGAAAAGACCUCUGGAGGAGGAGACACCCUCUCCUCUUAUUAAGUCCAGGCGCGUGUCUUUUGCUAAUCCUAUUCAACAGCAGGAGCCUGCGGAUGAUAUUGAUCGCCGUAGUCCUGCUGUCAGAACAAGCUCCCCCAGAAGAGCCAAAGUCAGCAACCUCCCACAGCCUAAAUUUGUUACGACACCAACAAAGGGGGCCCUGACUAUGAGUCCCAGGAAUCUUCACAGUCCGAAUUUUAGGAGCUCCAAGAAAUGCCUGAUUUCUGAGAUGAGCCAGGAACCUCGCCCCGUUUCCAAAGACUGCAUCUACCCCGCCUUGGUCGGGUGUGCCGCACCCGUUGAAGCGGUCCUACCUCAGAUAUCAUCCAGCAUUUGGUCCCGCGGUUUUGGGCAGCUCGUUCGAGCGCGUAACAUCAAAACGGUCGGCGACCUCAGCGCUCUGACUCCCAAGGAAAUAAAAACUCUCCCCAUUCACCUGCCAAAGAUCGCCAAUGUCAAGAAAGCCCUCAAAACCUUUGAGCAACAGCGUAAAGGCAAAGGUGGAGACGACCUGAAGAGUUUCGUGGAGAUGGAAAUGAUGACUUCUGAGCCGGAAGAGACGUGCGCAGCGCCAAACCAAGAUGAAGAGGAGAAGCCCGGUGACAUGUUAGCCACGGAGUUGACUGAUGAGCCCGCCCCUGCCAAACUGGAGGAAGAGUGCGCCGAGGCGACGCCGGAGUUGAGCGCGUCCGGCUCACCAGAGAGCCCGUCGGGGGCUCCCGGGGGGGUCCUGGCCCGACUGGAUGCCCUCCACCGCGCUGUAACUCCACCCCAUCUGAGCGGCUGCUCGCCUCAGCAGCUCUUCAACAUCCACGAGCACCUGUCAGUUCUGAUGAGGCGAGUCAUGUAUGAGAUGCAGAGCCGCCUCGCCCCCGUCAACGAGCGCCCCUGAACGUACUGAACUGUGACCCCCCCCCCCUUAUUUUUUAUUUUAUUUUAUUUUUUAAGCACUGCAUAAAAUUUUUCAAAAGUGAUUUUAUUCUCUGCUUUUUAAACUCUUAACUACCAUCGUUAAAAGCAAACAACCUGAACUGAGCGACACACACGUAUUCCAGAGUUGUAUAUGCACCUCAUUCCCUACGUGCCUGUUUGUAGAAUGUUUACAAUGUGUAUAUUAUGUAGAAACACUUGUUUAGAUUUGUUCAUUUAAAUGUGUCACAUGCAAAUAAUAGUUGGCAUGUUUUUAUUUGUAGAACUUCAGUACUUCAAAUAAAAAGAUUGGAUUGAAUGUGUUUUGAAGAAGAAAGUUGAAUUGACUGUUUUUCAUUAGCAAACAGUAUUUAACAAAUUUUUUUCCCAUAGGAA
This is a messenger RNA of Phycodurus eques (leafy seadragon), 8735 nucleotides long. It is a transcript of the gene rif1, whose product is annotated as replication timing regulatory factor 1. Gene Ontology annotation, cellular component: nucleus. Gene Ontology annotation, biological process: telomere maintenance. The record is from RefSeq and is a predicted model, not a curated record. The transcript is spliced from 36 exons. NCBI's taxonomy places the organism in Eukaryota, Metazoa, Chordata, Actinopteri, Syngnathiformes, Syngnathidae. The coding region runs from base 334 to 8322 and encodes 2662 amino acids.